AUGAAGAUCUGUGUGGCAAUAUUAUCAAUCGCCCUCCUUCUGGGUAACUCUGUCAAGCUCCGAGCUUCCGUUACUGGGCCGGUUCCCUCGGAUGGCGAUGGUCCUGCGUCUCAGGUGUGUCAGCAGUGCUGCCAGGGACCUGCUGCAAUACCCGGCAUACCAGGUCUGCCUGGGCCAGGAGGACCGAUGGGGCCGUACGGUCAGCCGGGGUCAAAGGGCGAUGUAGGUGAGAAAGGUCACAAAGGUGAGAUUGGACCUAUGGGUGAGCGGGGAGCACCUGGUAACACUGGGUCUAAAGGUGAUUAUGGGAUUGGCCUACCCGGCAAGGUAGGUCCAAGGGGGCUACCUGGUUUUGUUGGAGGAACUGGGGAAACUGGUGUCAAAGGUCAGAAGGGUGAGACAGGGGAGACACCAGACGACUCCAACCAGCGGGUAGCAUUCACCGUGGUGAGGACGAGCAGCUCGGAUACCUAUACGAGUCACGACACCCGUUUGCCCUUCCAGCAAACCGAGACCCUUCUACCGGGUACCAGCUUCGAUCUGGGCACCGGUACGUUUACGUGUAGUUUGCCGGGUACCUACGUAUUUACGUUUUCUGUUCUUAAGUAUAGCACCAGCGGUUCCCUUGAAAUCCAUCUUGUAAAAAACAGCUACAAGGUGGUCACAGCAUAUGUGGUACAAAAUCAACGUGAACAUGUGUCUGGGAGCGCGGUGUUGGUUCUGCAGCGAGGAGACGCUGUGUAUAUGACUAUGUACGGUAAGGCGUAUGGUAGUCGAACCUAUCACCACACCUCAUUCAGUGGUUUCCUCCUUUACCCCGAAUAA
This is a messenger RNA of Patiria miniata (bat star), 825 nucleotides long. RefSeq names its product collagen alpha-1(X) chain-like. The transcript has a single exon. Bases 1 to 825 code for a protein of 274 amino acids. Gene Ontology annotation, molecular function: protein binding. The record is from RefSeq and is a predicted model, not a curated record. Lineage: Eukaryota; Metazoa; Echinodermata; Asteroidea; Valvatida; Asterinidae.